Molecule: messenger RNA, 5840 nt
Organism: Rhineura floridana
Lineage: Eukaryota; Metazoa; Chordata; Lepidosauria; Squamata; Rhineuridae
Gene: SYTL5
Product: synaptotagmin like 5
Exons: 20
Coding region: 573-2954 (793 amino acids)
Biological process (GO): exocytosis; intracellular protein transport
Cellular component (GO): exocytic vesicle; plasma membrane
Molecular function (GO): phospholipid binding; small GTPase binding; neurexin family protein binding
Source: RefSeq, a predicted model, not a curated record
CAAUCAACUACACCGGCAGGUAGUGAGGGGGAAAAGAAGAUCCACGCCAGGACAGGGGUCUCGUCUCUUGCCGGCUGCUGUGCAUCUAACCUUGUUGGCGACAGCACAGGCACAGCCCUCUUUUCCCGCGCUUCAUCAGGAAGGCGUUCCCGGGCCCCGGCUGUGUUCACUGGGUGGGAGGCUGACGGGGAUGCUCCUCCCCAAGCAGGAGGUUAGCAGCAGAAGCAGGAGGAAAAGCCGUAGCAGUCCAGCUUGGAACCCGCGCAGCGGCGGUGGCGGCAGCAGCAGGGAGGAAGGUACCAAGAAUCAAAAUAACCAGCUUUUUAUGAAAAUUAUGAACUUGAGGAUUAUCUAUGACUGAAGACCAGCAGCAUGUUCAGGAGUUCCAGCAAAACUGCAGUACACACUCAAGUCACUUAGCUGGACUUAAAUGUAUGAGUUAGCUGCUAUUAGAUGAUCUACUGACUGUGUAACUCUUAGUCCUUUGCAAUGAUAUGCCUUUAAACUCUAUAUCACGAUUCACGCUCCAUCUUCAAACUGCAUAAAUUAUAAAAUAAUACAAUUAAAUCAACAUGUCAAAAAACGUGGAGAUUAUCAAUUUAUCAUUUUUACUGGAACAUGAAAGGGAAAUGAUAUUGGGGGUACUGAAGAGAGAUGAAUACUUGAAAAAAAUUGAAGAUAAAAGAAUCAGAAAAUUGAAGAAUGAGUUGUUGGAAGCCAAAAGGAAAGGUGGACGCCAUUACCAGCAGGAUAACAGCAGGGUUUGCAUUCGCUGUCAGAAAAAUUUGGGCUUAAUCUUUGAUAGAGGGGAUGUCUGCCAAGCAUGCAGACUCAGAGUCUGCAACAAAUGCCGUGUUGUAGGAAUUGGUGGCAACUGGAAAUGCACAGUGUGUGAUAAGAUUGGGCAUCUUAGAAUAGUAACAGGUGAAUGGUUUUUUGAAGAGAGAGCCAAGCGCUUCAAACAAUCCACCCUCCUUGGAACUGAUGUUGUUAGACGGUCUAUCCUACGCAAAGCCCCAGAUUCUUCCACUGAAGGUACAGAAGGAGGAAAACCCAAAGAUAAGUCUCCAAAGAGCUCAGAGGAGACAUCAAAGCAAGAUAUGCUAGCUUCCUUUUCAAGUGGAGCAAAGUCAGUCUUCAGUGGUCCCAGGAAAAUAGGUGGGAAGGUUUUCAAGACAGGCACUAAAGGAGAAAUUGCAAGUGUGAAAGCAGAAGAAGGAAGAAGCAUCAGCUCAGAUGCAGAUGUCCAGAGCAUGCACAGUGCUGAUGGAGGGAGCACCUUUUCAGUUGACAAUAAUGAUUUGGAGGACAUGCCUGGUAGUCUGAAAAGGGCAACUGGUGCUGCAAAUGGAAGCAAUGCCUCGACUCCAGUCCAUCCAAGGUCGCCAGCACUGAGCAUACGCAGCAUGACUGUAGACAAUGGCAGGGAUUCUGGAUUAGAAAAAGGCACGACUAUGCCUGCAAGUGAAAGUAUACCUGCAGAUUUAGCAAAAAAGCAUCAUAGGAAACCAUCAGGGACACCCUCCAUAGCUGUUUCUAGGACGUCUCUAUCAUCUGAUCGCAGCAGAUCAGAAAUAGAUCUCAGUGGGUCCUUUUCAGAAGGCAAUGAGGAUACUUUAAGCUUAAGAAGUAAAUCUGUACCUGGAGCAUUGGACCAGGAGCUGGAAUACCUGGAUGAGGCAGAGGAAGAUAUUGAUGACAUUGUGGCCUCUGGCUACUCAAAGAGGGGAACCAAUUUGGCAAGUGGAUUAUCAAUAGAAUACCUGGAUGAGGCAGAGGAAGAUAUUGAUGACAUUGUGGCCUCUGGCUACUCAAAGAGGGGAACCAAUUUGGCAAGUGGAUUAUCAAUAAAUUCUUCAAGUUCUGACAGGAAAUGGACAUACUUAAAUGUUCCAGAGGCAGAUGGUGAUACUACUAGCAUUAAUAGUAUGACGAGCGUUUAUAGUGAAACUGGGGACUAUGGCAACUUAAAGAUCAGUGGUGAAAUUUGUCUCCAAAUUAGCUACAGCUAUAAAACAGGAGCCCUCAACAUCCUAGUAAAAAAAUGCAAGAACUUGGCCUUAGCAGAUGAAAAGAAGCAAAGAACAGAUCCCUAUGUCAAAGCAUACCUCCUGCCAGACAGGUCUCGCCAAAGCAAACGGAAGACAAAAAUUAAAAGCAAUAGCACGAAUCCAGAGUUCAAUGAAACGCUGAAGUAUGUCAUCAGUCAUACACAGCUUGAGACUCGGACCCUACAGCUCUCUGUCUGGCAUUAUGAUAGAUUUGGGCAUAACAGCUUUCUAGGAGAAGUGGAGAUACCCUUGGACUCCUGGAACUUUGAACAUCAGGCAGAUGAAUGGUUCGUGCUUCAACCAAAGGUGGAAGUUGUAGCUGAUACUGGUCUUCAGUACAAAGGAGAGUUGAUAGUUGUCUUACGGUACAUUCCCCCUGAGAGGAACCUCACACUUCCCCUAGGAGAUAUUCGAGGAAAGAAGAACACUAAGAAAGGAAAGAAGGCAAACUCACAACUACCAUCAGGAGGCAUAUUAGAAGUUGUCAUCAAGGAAGCCAAGAACUUAACAGCUGUGAAGUCAGGAGGCACAUCUGACACAUUUGUGAAAGGGUACCUGCUUCCCGACAACAACAAAGCAUCUAAACACAAAACCCAUGUAAUAAAAAAAAGCGUGAACCCCCACUGGAAUCGCACUUUCAUGUUUAGUGGCUUGAAUCCGAGAGAUAUACACAAUGUCUGUUUAGAACUCACUGUCUGGGACAAAGAGUCCCUUUCCAGUAAUAUCUUCCUGGGAGGUGUUCGCUUAAAUACUGGAAGUGGUUUCAGUAAUGGCAAAGAAGUUGACUGGAUGGAUUCUCAAGAGGAAGAGCAACUUCUCUGGCAAAGAAUGAUCGACUGUCCUGGGGAUUCUGUGGAAGGUGUACUAAUGCUGAGAUCUAGCAUGGGGAAACGCAGACUCUGAGAGCCCUCUCUCCUUUGUGCAGCCUCAGAAUCUGCAUAUGGCCAUUGCUCCUCCUGAGUGCCAUCACACAGCUCAUUGCCUGAAGAGUUCAAAUGAUGCAUUGCUGCACCUUCUCGAUUUCAGUUUUGAUGGAGUAUAGCAGCAUUCAGCUUGAAGAACUGCAGUGGAAGUACAAUCAUUUCACUUUGACUUGUAUUCUACUAUGGAUUGCUUUCUUAUGAAUACACUGUGAAUACUGUGCCACUAGAGCAGUUAAUAGCAGUGGGCAACAGGGUCCUGAGACUGAUGGGAAGCCCCAGCUGCUGAAUUAGCCAGCAACAUACCAUUUUUUAGCAUUAGCCAUUGGUAGUGCUGUGCCAAAUUUUUGCCACUUAAUCAGCCAAUGUAGUGGUGAACCAUACGUCUGGCAUGGAGGGUGCAGACUCUGCAGUGGUUCCCAUGACAGCACAAACAUUUGGUGAGGGCCAUAUGGCUCUGCCUCCUGCCAGCUAUGGUGCCUGAGUCACUAUGUGCACCACUGAAGCUAAAGCCGAGCUCUUAAGAGCAAGCACUGUCAUCUGAAGUUUAGGAAGUCAUUCACUUCAAUGGACCUUAUGAACACAGGUAUGUAUGAAGCUGUCUUAUACAGACUCAGACCAUUGGUUGAUCUAGCUCACUGCUGUUUACUCUAUCCAGCAGGAGCUCUCUAGGGUCUUAGGAAGUCUUUCCCAUGUAAGUCAAACCAUCUGAUUGUUACUGUUUUUUUAAUGGAAAUGCUUGGACUAAACCUGGGACCUAUGCUAUACUAUCAAGUUAAGGAACCACUGUACUCCCUGGUAAAUUUCUGUUAUACAUGCUUUACCAACUGGUUUUUUCACUUAAAAGAAAAAUCCAAAAACAUGCCCAUCGAUUCAAAGCACACUUUAAGCAUGAGCUGUGGCUUUAGUUUAUAGCCACAUUACUGUGAACUAUUAACAAAUGUUUACUAUGAAGUAAGUGGUCACUUUGGGGGGAAAUAUGCAGGCCUACCAUGGUGCAGUAUGAUAGAUUUGGUUUUUGUAGUUCAGUAGUUUAAAAAGCCUUUGGCCUUGUGGCACUGUGUGUGCGUACACACACACACACACACACACACGGGGUGAUCUAUUUAAUGUAUAAAGUGGUUGAAACACAACAUGUGAACCAGACCUCAUUUUAAGACUUAACUUCUUAGUAGGUGAACUGUAUUAGUAGAUGGAUGAGGCAGAGCAGUGAUUCAGAAUCAGCGCAGCAACUGUAGUUUGGGUUCAUUUCAGUGUUCAAACUAUACUUGUUCAAUGUAUGCUCUGCUGUUCUUGCCAUAAAAUGGUCUUGAUACAUAAAAAUUAACACUGUGACAUUGUCAAUACCAGCAGCUCUACCCAAUUAGGGUUGUGGAUGAUGCAUUGAUGUACAUGUGCAAUACCAAAAUGUAGUGUGGAAAUCUGUUUUUCACUUAACAAUUUAAAUGGUUAAUUCCCCCUUUAAACAGGCAUAUGAGACAAAUGCGGAUGACCAACCGUAUAUCUAACUUUUUCCCCUCAUGAAUCUAGGUUUUUUUGUUGUGAUUUGAGCUGAGCCAUGAUGUAUUUUAUACUCAACCUUUUAUAUACUGCUCAUUCAAGGUUUGAAUUUUCUAUAAGUGCCAGAAGCCUAAUGAAGAUUGGUUUAAUCAUCUUAUCCUAGCUAUAAAACUGUGAUUCACACAGGCCAGAAAUUAAUAGCACGACGGCAACUUCUAAAACAUUCCUUUUCACAUCUGUACAUAUUACUACACAACUAGAUCACAGAACUUUGUAACAAGUGUUGAUACUAAUUUUUCUAAGCAUUAACUUACAAUGAUUUUGUCUUUUUCCUGUUUAUAAAUUAAAUGUGUGUGAAUUUUAUUUUAAAAGCCCAAAAAUCAGAAAGGAAAAAACACCAAGUUGCCAAUUUCCAAAUCAGAGAUGUUCUCAAAUUUCACAGUUCACAAAUCUCCUAAUGCCACCAAAAGGCAGCCUUUUGUUGAGAGACACAAUCUGCUUGCUAAACACAAAUCACUCUCUCAUGCUUUAUGUGCCUCUACUAGGCUUUGUAGCAGUGGUGUGGAUGCUUAGGAUAUAAAAGCAGUAGCUCUCCCAUAUAAUGGAUGGCUAAUCUUUGGCCUUCCAGAUAUUGCAAGACUCCAGCUGCCACCAUCCCUGACCAUCAGCCAUUCUGGCUGGAGCUGAAGUCCAAUAACCUCUGGAGGGCCAAGGGUUAGCUACCCUGUGCGCUAAAUUCCACAGGGCAAUGUAUGCACUAAGUGAAGGUGUUUUGUAAUUUUACGUAAGACACGGUUGAGCCUGCACCAACUGUACAUGGGGAUGUUGCCUCCUGACUGGCAUAGGUACUGUGCUCUUUAGCACAAUGUGGAGUAACCUCUGAUAAUGCAAGUGAACAGGCCUCAACUUAUAAAAAAAAUGGUGUUGAUUCAUUCCUAUACCUCUUAAGAGGCUGACUAGCACAAUUCAUUUGUGGCAAUAAAUUUCACUAGCUGCAUGCUUCAGCUACUGUCCUGCUGUUAGUCUUCAGAUGGCUUUGGCAGUGUAUAAAAACACCUUUGCUAGAUUUUUUUUAUCAGCAAAAAUGCUUUGUUGUGCGCAUUAAGGAUGAUUAGAUGUCUUUAUAAUGUAUUUAUUCCUGUUUUGAUUGUCUCAUUUGGAACACUUAUGCUGGGCAUGAACUGUAUCAAAUGAUAAAAUGGAACUGCAUUAUGUGAAACUGCCAAAAAAUCAGCCAGGUUUUUUUCCACCCCCGUUUGCUUUAUUGUACUUUCCUGUGUAUGUGUACAGAUUUAUGGACUGUGGAAAAAAUGUUGACUUAAUUUAUAGUUAUUGUAAAAGUAAGGCCUUAUUUUUGUCUACAAUUAAA